Salarias fasciatus (jewelled blenny) is the source of this 1598-nucleotide messenger RNA. It is a transcript of the gene ephx4, whose product is annotated as epoxide hydrolase 4. Gene Ontology annotation, molecular function: catalytic activity. The record is from RefSeq and is a predicted model, not a curated record. The transcript is spliced from 7 exons. Lineage: Eukaryota; Metazoa; Chordata; Actinopteri; Blenniiformes; Blenniidae. Bases 15 to 1124 code for a protein of 369 amino acids.
GCGGCGAUGUGAAAAUGGCGAGAGUCCUCCACAACUUGAUCCUGUUCCUGAUCAGACUCGCGCUGAACAUCAGAGUUCUGGGGUACUGGUCGCUGAUUUACGGGUACUGCGCGCUGUGCACCGCCGUGGCGCUGCUGAAACUUUGGUGGAACCUCGUCUUGAGGCCGACGGCCACCUUCCAAUGGGUGGUCCGCGAAACUCCCCCGGCUUGCCUCAACGACACGUCCUUGGGAACCCACUGUUAUGUUCGGAUCAAGGAAUCUGGACUCAGGUUUCAUUAUGUGGCGGCGGGCGAGAGAGGAAAGCCCCUCAUGCUUUUCCUGCACGGCUUUCCAGAGUUCUGGUUCUCCUGGCGUUACCAGCUGCGUGAGUUCAAGAGCGAGUUCCGCGUGGUGGCCAUCGACAUGCGGGGCUACGGGGAGUCCGACUUACCGCUCUCCGCCGAAAGCUACUGCUUCGACUCACUGGUCACCGACGUCAAGGACAUCGUGGAGUACCUGGGCUACAACAGAUGUUGCCUGGUGGGCCACGACUGGGGCGGGACCAUCGCCUGGCUGUUCGCCAUCCACUACCCGGAGAUGGUGACCAAACUCAUCGUCCUCAACUGUCCGCAUCCCUCCGUCUUCACAGAUUACGCCCUGCGCCACCCGAGCCAGCUGCUGAAAUCCAGCCACUACUUCUUCUUCCAGCUGCCCCGCUUCCCCGAGCUCAUGCUCUCCAUCAACGAUUUCAAGGCGCUGAAGGCUCUGUUCACCAGCCGCAGCACCGGCAUCGGGAGGAAAGGCCGCUGGCUCACCGCCGAGGACCUGGAGGCCUACCUGUAUGCGCUGUCGCAGCCGGGAGCCCUGACAGGAGCCCUCAACUAUUACAGAAAUGUUUUCAGCUCCCUCCCUCUGAGCCAUAACCACGUCAGGUCCCCGGUGCUGCUGCUGUGGGGCGAGCGGGACGCCUUCCUGGAGCAGGAGAUGGCCGAGACGUGCCGCCUCUACAUCCGGAACCACUUCCGGCUCAACAUCAUCUCCGGGGCCAGCCACUGGCUGCAGCAGGACCAGCCCGACAUCGUCAACACCCUCAUAUGGACCUUCCUCAAGGAGGGAGAGGGACGCAAAAGCUACAGGAACUAAGCCCUCCUUCACUCCUCCAGCACUCCCCCCUCUCCUCGCCCUCCUCCUCACCUGCCACUCCCCUCCCCCGGCCCCGGAAAGCCUGGAAUAUGCCUGUGAUAACCAAGCGACAUAGUGAUAAUGCAAUCAUUCUUUGAAAACCUGUCACGUUUCAGAUAUUUUUUUACAGCGGGAGAGGAGAGAAUCAAAGCACACUUGGCUCAAGACCUUUUUUGCACAUGACAUCCGCCUUAAAAGUUUGUCUGGUUACAGCAUUACAAAUGUGUGGCAAAAAGCUCAAUGUGACUUUGUAUUGUGUGGUGCCUUUUUAACUUUUCAAGUCGUCGCGAUGUAGACGUCGUCCAGAGCGACCGCUAUACUUUGUGUGUUUCACUUUGGGCACAGUCCUUCAGGAGCUGCAACCCUCCCACUCCCUAUAUCAGGUAGUGUUGUCAACAGGAGCUUCUCCUUUUUUGUAUUCUUUUCUUCUUCUUC